UCUCGGCAUCACCGUGAAAUCAGGUAAAUCUGUGUGGCAGAAGCCCCACCAGUGACUCCAGUAUGAGGCCCGUGAGGCUGACUAGGCCCGCCCAGGAGGACCAUUAAGGAGCGGAGAGGCCUGCUGGGAGAACUGGGAGGUUCGGCAGAGACCAGGUGCGUUUGUGUUCAGUGACAGCGUGGCGGGUUCGUGCUGCUGGGCGGGGCUCCAGGUGGCGCUGUCCAGCGUGACGGUGCUGAAACUGGCAGGGAGGAUCUGACUGCGCAUCCGCGCCGAUAGGAUUCGUUUUCAGGCUGAAGGAGCAAACAUGUGGGAGAAAAUGUUUCUGCUUCUGAUGCAUGCUGUGGAAGCUGCAGUGGCGUCUCAGUGCUGGCAGGGGGCGACCUUCUCUGAGGCCGUGGUGUCUCCUGCGGUGGAGAGCAGCGGUAUACUGCGGGUGCCCGGCGUGGCAUCUCUGCCGCAGUGUGUGGCUGCAUGCUGUGACCUACCCGGCUACGAUCUGGCCUGGCUGUUCGAGGGCCGCUGUUACGUCCUGAGCUGCCAGCAGAGGGAGAACUGUCAGCCCCGACAGACACCUGGCGCUGACUCUUUCCUUGUUUUCCUGCGUCGGGCGUCACCGCAGACGCUGGUGCUUCAGUCUCUGGUGAGGGGGGAGCCGUAUGCCGGCCGCUGGAGGCCCCUCUCUCGAUCGUCUGAGGCCCCCGGGGACCUGGAAGCCCUGAAGGAUCUCACUCUGUUUGACGGGCCCCAGCGAGGCUUCUCGGACCCUGGGAUGCUGGAUGUGGAGUACUCGGAGGGCAGCCAGGAGGAAAGGGGAGGAGUCCAUUCAGAAGUGGCGACUGAUCAGCUGCCUUUGAAGGAAAGAGACCGCCUCAACCAAUCAGAGGCAGAAGACGGUCCAGAAAUGGAGCUGACAGAGAGCAGCGUGGCCCAGAAAGGAGCCUCCUCUGUGGGGAAUGUGAGCCGGGGAGAGGAGGUCGCGACCAGCAGACCAACCGAGGUGGCAACAGAGGAAACGACACAAAGUAGCCCCAGUUCUCCACCCCUGAAACCAGUGACCCACUCAGCUCCAGUCCACACCCCACCUGCCCUCCCCGGGCCCAUCAGCCCCACAGCAAAGCCAGGUCCAGCCCUGGUGGCAUCUCUUGGAAACCUCGUACAACGUCCCACAGUGAAACCAGAUGCUCGAGCUGCUUCUGAACCCACUGCCGAACUCACAUCAGACACACCGAAGGUGCUUCAGUCUGCAGCCGCAGCUCCAACUUCCACCACCCAACCAACUGUGACCUCUGACCUCACCACCUCCACCUCGUCAGCUGCCAGGGUUAACACUCUGAGCACGACGGAAGCGGCUGCUGCUGAACCAGCCGAGGUCAGAGGGUCAAACCGUGGUCCAGUGGCCAUUGUGGGUCCCGACAGGAACCUUUUUCUCCCAGUGAGCAGCUUGUUGCUUGACGGCAGCAGCAGCACCGAUGACCAUGGCAUUGUUGGCUACCACUGGGAGGCAGUCAGCGGUCCUCCCGGGCUGAAGCUGGAUGACGUGGAUCAGCCCAUCGCCAUAGCCUCAGGUGUUCGGGUGGGGCGCUACACCUUCAGACUGACCGUUGUUGACCAGGAGGGGGCGACAGACAGUGCCUCACUGACCAUCCAGGUGCAGGAGGCCAGAAGUAGUCUUCCGGUCGCCCACGCCAGCGGCAGCCACUCGCUCACCCUGCCCAACAACUCUCUGGUCCUCAGAGGCUCGGUGACAGACAGGGAUCAGGGUGAGGUCCGCUUCCUGUGGACCAGAGACAGCCAGAGUCCUGCUGCAGGGGAUGUCCUGUACUCCUCUGAGACUCAGCCCUCUCUCUAUCUUGCCAACCUGGUUGAAGGCACCUACCUGUUCCAGCUGAAGGUAACUGAUGCCCAGGGACGCUCGGGCUUUGCCAUGGCCACCGUGGAGGUGCGACCAGAGCCCGGUGGCGGGGAGCAGGUGGAGCUGGAGAUGCUGGUGUCGGUGUCUCAGGUGAGUGUGGCUCAGAGGGACACCGUGGUCCGACAGCUCGCUGCUCUGAUCCACGUCCUUGAAAGCGACAUUCAAGUCAGAGCACUGCAGGGACAUUCGCACAUCAGCACGGUGUUGCGGUUUUCUGUCCGGGGCCCCUCGGGACUUCUCUCCAGCUCCCGUUUGGUCAGUAUGCUGAGGAACCAGCUGCUCAGAGAGAAGAGCGAGUACCUGCUCUUCAGAGUCCUGCGAGUGGACACCGUCUUGUGUCUGCUCCACUGUUCGGGGCGUGGCCAGUGUGAUCCAAUCACUAAGCAGUGCGUCUGUGACCCCUUCUGGACCGAGAACCUGAUUCGUCGUUACUUCGGUGAUGGAGAGAGCAACUGUGAGUGGAGGGUCCUGUACGUCAUCCUGACCAGCUUCGUGCUCGUCGUCCUCAUCCUGUCGGUCAGCUGGACGUUUAUCUGCUGCUGUAAGAGGAGGAGACAGACCAAAGUGAGGAAGAAAACCAAAUACACCAUCCUGGACAAUAUGGAUGAGCAGGAGAGGGUGGAGCUCCGACCCAAAUUCAGUAUCAAACACCGCAGCACGGAGCAUAACUCCAGCCUCAUGAUGUCUGAGUCGGAGCUGGACAGCGACCAGGACACCAUCUUCAGCCGGGACCGUCCGGUCCGCAGCAGGAACCGGAUCAGCGCCCAGGCCGCCCGCAAUGGCGACGCCUUUGGAUGAUGGGCUAGCCGAUCUCCUGCAGACACAGACAGGUGCAUCCUGGGACGUGCUUUUUUCGCCAUUCCUGAGGAUGGUAACGUGUCCGAUUUCAAAGGACACAAGGAACUCCACACCUGGAGGACAAACCUACGGCUGCUCGGACAGGUGACAGGAAGUCCUCAAUGAAGAACAAUAUUUUUCCCAAAGAGAAGCCUGAAAGGGCGGGACCUGUUAGCCCGGCACAGUCUGAAGCAAAAGUACCCACCAUCACACCACACCCAGGCUUCUGAGACACAGUUUGUUAGCCAACAGAGCAAUCACCAGGAAACACGGCGUUAGCUGAUGAUGCCGUCAGUGCUGCAGGGCGGCAUCUGAUCCUGCUGGGAAGGAAAAUUCCUAAACUUCAGUGUCGUUUCUCUGAGGCUCGUUGAGGCUCAGCUCAGCACCGUCCAAACACAAAAACCUCCAACAUGUUAGACUUUAUAGUAAAGAAGGAGAAAUAUCAGCGAUUGCAGUCAGUGAACCAAAUGACACAUUUGUUUGUUAAGAAGCAUCGUGUGACUCAGACAUUUCAGUUUAAAAAAAAGCAACUUUAAAUAUUUCCCUUCUCAGAUGGGAGGCUGGUGUUAGACCCACCAGGUUUACUUUAUUUGAAAAUUACUGCCCUCCAAAAUACCCGACACGAACACAAUCACAGCAGGACGUAUCACAAAUUAAUCUUUAAUUCUGCUUUAAUACAUUUAGUCAAAUACAAAAUUUACACAUUAACAUUGACAACAGUGUUUCACAAUUCAAAUUACACAGAAAUGAGUAUUCAGUUACUAAUCUGCUCCCAGAUUUAAUAUUUCAAAUAUUUAUGAUGUACUUCAUUAAAAGGUACUUAUUGUAACUUCCUGUGUUUUAAAGCAGCCUAAAAAGCUUCCAAAAAUAAGUAAAUGAAGAAACAUUUGGACUGAAAAAUUAAAACCAAUUUUAAUAAAAUGAGGGCACAGAUAAAAAGAAAAAAGUUAAGCUGAAAGCACGCCCCCUGGUGUCAGAACAUUGAAGCUUUUCUGAGGGUAAUUACAAAAAGUACCUUUAACUUUAAAUCAGGCAGACUGAACGGGGCCAACAGGUGGACUGAUCAUCAAAUAUGGCACUUAUGAUUUCACUGCUUUCAGGACCCAGGAAACAACUUCCUGUGCUUUAACAUCAACAUCUGUCUGCAAACAGCUGCUUCUUUUAAUGGUUUUAACGUCAACAACCUCAGGUACACGCAGACGUUUUCCUCCCAAUAUCUACAGCACAGAUUUACAUGAACAUGUUUGAAAUGUGUACAAAAUAAAAUAAAAGGCUCUCGUGGCAGAUGCUCAACCUCAUGGUGAUUAAGAUCAUUAACACGUGUCACUCAUGUUAGUUCAGCAUCAUUAAUACUAAAAAAAAUAAGGAUGCUCAGCAGGAGGUUUGGUGUCUUUUUUUUUUUUUUUAAUGGCUGCAAGUUUGCAGCUUUGUUUCCACUUUAAAGAAAAAAAAAUCUGAGUGCUACAGGUGCAGGUUUAUGGAGACGUGCUGCUUCAUGGGCGGACUAAGCUCCAUCUGAUGGUUUAGAAAGGGUUUUUACUGGUGGUUGAGCAUGGUGUUUGUUAAGCCCCGCCCCAACUCAUUGAAGUGUCCCAGCUUUUGAAAGUUUAAUUUUACAACCAGUGCAAAAAAACCACCAAACACCCAUUCCAGCAGAUGAUAGAAAUUAUUCAGUCUGGCAUGAAGAGGUCUGAGAGCGCCUCCCGCUGGUUCGAGGACGACAUGUGAAAAUAAUAAUUAAUAAACUGAAGGUGCCGUGUGGGGUGUGAAAAAACUGAAUUUUCCAGAUUAAAGAUGGACACUUGAAGUUAUUCCUGGUUCCUCUGUGCUGCAUUUUGCAGACGGUCCCUGAACUGCACACAGACCAAGCUGUGUGAGGAAGACUGGCUUUGAUGAAGAUCAGCUUCAUUAAAUCUCAUCUCUGACAUGAUUGGACACAUGUGCUUCUGGCAUUACAAUGUUAAAAAUGUGGGGAUUUCUUGUGUAUUUGUUUCUUAGAAAAUGUUUUCCUCAUAUUUGCAACUUUUUAAAGUAAAUUUGUGGCUUUUGUCGUUUGUGCUUUUCUUUCAUGUAAAUUUGCCGUUUUUCCUCAUGAAUCAGGUUCGUUUCCCCCAGAAUUGUACCCAGCUCGCCUUUUCAUUAAAAGAAAAAAAGCUUUCAGUUGUGUUGAUCAUCGUAGAGUUUAAACGAAAAUAUAAACAAAUUCAAUUGGUUUUAUAACCGGUGGAGCGUGACCAUCACGUAUCAUGAGAAACUACAGAGCCAAUCAGAAAAGUUAUCCCCCUUAUAAAAACAUGUCACUGAUCAUUUUCCUUAAAAAAAAAAAAAAAAU
Archocentrus centrarchus (flier cichlid) is the source of this 5084-nucleotide messenger RNA. Its product is annotated as KIAA0319 ortholog. The transcript has 17 exons. Gene Ontology annotation, biological process: neuron migration. The record is from RefSeq and is a predicted model, not a curated record. Gene Ontology annotation, cellular component: cytoplasmic vesicle; plasma membrane. Bases 308 to 2713 code for a protein of 801 amino acids. Lineage: Eukaryota; Metazoa; Chordata; Actinopteri; Cichliformes; Cichlidae.